UACAUGCGAGGUGUAAUGUAGUGCUCGUCUAGGCAGUAAUGCGCUAUUUGGUAUACAACCAUUCACGUGCAAGUAAUGCUUCCGCUUUGUUCCCGUGGCAACAUUAGGCUCCGCCACCAAACUUCAGGCAGUUCAGGGAUCAAAUUGCAACACUGACUGUCAACAGUAGAGGUUUGAAAUGCCUACCUCAUCAUCAGCAUCUAAGGCUUCCUUAAAGGAUGGGUUGAGAAAGUGCACCUCCCUUCCUCCCAUCCCAAGCCUUCCAGACCAGGAAAACUCCAGCCUUCCUGAGCACAGAGCGGUAGUGCGGAGAAAACUCCUUCGCUACAGCAGGAGUAAACAACAGCAACAUGAACUGCAUAAAACCAUGGUUGCAAUUGCAGCAAAAGCUUACAAAAAGGCCAAGGACACAACCCCAGAGGAUUCUCCAUACUGUGAACCUCAGUUUCCCUCAACAAUGAUGAGUGAAGCAAGAAAACAACGUAUGAACUACAUGUUCCUAAAGCAGUGCGUGGAAAGUAGACCCAUUGUACCCAUUCAGCAGCAGUGGCUGGACAACAUGUCGAGCCUCAUACCACCUCAGCUCCGGCUGGGACCUGGCAGAACGGAGCUGCUGGAGGAACUGUGCGAGGAGGUCAGAGAGAAUUUCCUUAGCACCAUGGUUAGGUUCACAGUUGACAGUAUGCUUCAGAAGCCACAGAUGGAUACAGAUGCUCCUUUACAAAAAUCACCUGCACCCAAUAUUCUUGAUUUCAGCAGGCCAUGGCAUAACAGCUUCAUCAGGAGUCGAAAGAAGAUCAAAGAGAAUUUGCACGUCCUACACCCAGUAAUGAAAGUCAUUUUGGAUACCUGUUACAUAACAUUUUCUCAGCUGCUCCUGGUUGAUAUCUCAGACUGCAGGUCUAAAGGCCCUGUGGGCUGUAAGAACCUAAAGAACAAAGUGUCGGUGGAGUGUGCGAAACUCGAGGAGAAGCUCAUGAACACCUGGUUCCCAAAGGUUAUUCACUUGCUCACCAACAAGAACACAGUGCAAAGAAUCAGACGAGAGAAGCUGGAUGCCUUUUAUAACUGUGCUUCAACACUUCUCUCCAAUCAGCUGAAGGCUCUGAUUGAGAGAAGUGUGGAGGCAUUUGUUAGUCUGUUUGAACCCCUCAACAAGCAGAAGCUUCCCCGUUUCAAGAUGGACUUGACCUUUGAUGAUGAGAAGAUGGACUUCUAUCCCAGCUUUGAGGAUUUGGAGGAGGCUGUGUUAGAGAUUCUCAACUCCAUCAUCAAUACUUUGCAGAAUGUCCAGACUGUUCAGUCCUGGCUAGAUGCGGCGAAUAAUUCGGUGGUUGAUGCUAAGCUGGCAGACCACAUUGUCAUGUGGGCACAGACUACACUGAAGAACGCUGUCCGUGAAAACCUAGAGGCACCCGCAAAACACUUUCAGUAUUAUUUUGACAACUAUGAUUGGCUAGUCAAUGGGAGCGCACAGAAUCUGGUAGAGAAAUUUAUGAAGGAGGAGCACUGUUUUGAUCAGUAUACUGAGCAAGUGGAGGUGUUCCGUACUCUGUCCAAAGAGAUCUCCAGCCUUCCCGCAGUGGUUUAUUUUGACAUGAUCUGCUUGGACUGUGAGGAACUCAAACAAGGGCUGGCAAAGAAAGCACAGACUUUUGCUCAAAUCCUUGUGGCACGACUGAUCAGCACACAUCGUGAACAAUGCCUUCAGAUCUGUAAAGAGUUUGAGACCAUUCGGGACAAGGCUAUAAAAAACCCAAACACAACAGAAGAUAUGACAGAGAUGAUUGCAUAUAUUGGUUAUGCCAAAACCAAAGGAAUUGAAGAGCUGGGCAGUAAGAUAAUGGAAACACUUCGUAGAUUAAAUUACCUACUGGAUGUACACAUAUUUGAUGCAGAAGACUUGGAGCUUCAUUCAACAGUGCUGCUGUGGCCACAAAAUAUUAAUCCAAUUUUUGAGCUCAGUGCUGAGGUGUUGGAAAAAGCCAGGAAGAAAGGUGAGCAGGAGCUGCUGGGUAGAAGGGAGAAGCUGAUGCUGGAGCUUGAGAAACUCGGCCGAAGGACUGAGGAGUAUGCAGAAUGCUCAGAACUGGAUAUGAUGCAACAGUAUGUGAUAGAUGUAAGAACAGUACAGAAGAGACUUCAGGAAAUUGAAGAGUCGAUUGUCUUCAUCAACAAAGAGGAGGCUCUGUACAAUUGGGACCUAACUGUUUAUCCAGCGGUUGAUAUGAUCAAGGAGAACAUUGAUCCAUAUCAGAAGCUGUUUGGGCUUGUACUAAAAUGGCAGCGCACUGAAAAGAGAUGGAUGGAUGGUUCCUUCUUAGAUUUGAAUGGUGAAAGCAUGGAGGUAGAGGUGGAUGAGUUUCUUCGAGAAAUCUACAAGUGUCAAAAAAUGUUCCAGCAGAAACGGAAGAAGGCUGAGCAGGAGAGCGAGAAUGUGGCUGCGGUAAAGAGACAGCCUGGAGAAGAAGAUAGAGACAAACAGGAGAGUCCUACUGCUGCAGUCUGCUGCAGAGUCAUAGAGCAAAUUAAAGAAUUCAAGGAGCACAUCCCAACAGUGUCCAUACUGUGUAAUCCUGGAAUUACGGUUCGACACUGGGAGCAGAUGUCAGAGAUUGUGAACUAUGACAUGAUGCCCAACUCAGGCACCACACUGCGUAAAGUCCUUAAACAAAAUGUCACCCCUUACAUGGAGCAGUUUGAGACCAUCAGUGCAGCUGCCAGCAAAGAAUUCUCUCUGAAGAAGGCCAUGCAGAAUAUGGUGGAGGCUUGGGAUGGCAUGUCAUUCCAUCAUCAUGCAUACAGGGAGUCUGGUGUGUCUAUCCUUACUGCAGUGGAUGAAAUUCAAACUAUGUUGGAUGACCAGAUAGUGAAAACCCAGACUAUGAGAGGCUCCCCUUUUAUCAAACCUUUUGAGGCAGAGAUCAAGGCCUGGGAAGAACGUUUGAUCCAUAUCCAGGACACCAUAGAUGAGUGGCUAAAGGUACAGGCCCAGUGGCUGUACUUGGAGCCCAUCUUUAGCUCACAGGACAUCAUGCAGCAGAUGCCUGAAGAGGGACGGUUAUUCCAGAUGGUGGACAGACACUGGAAGGAAGUUAUGAAACACUGUGUGAAAGACUCAAAAGUUUUAGCAGCAACUUCGCUAUCUGGCUUACUUGAGAAGCUUCAGGACUCAAAUAACCUUCUAGAGCAAAUUAUGAAGGGACUGAAUGCUUACCUUGAGAAGAAAAGACUGUUCUUUCCACGUUUUUUCUUCCUGUCAAAUGAUGAGAUGCUGGAGAUCCUCUCUGAAACCAAGGACCCUCUGCGUGUACAGCCUCACCUGAAAAAGUGCUUUGAGGGCAUUGCCAAGCUGGAUUUCCUGCCCAACUUAGACAUCCAGGCCAUGUACAGUAGUGAGGGUGAGCGUGUGGGCCUGAUUCAGCUGAUCUCCACUUCUGAGGCACGGGGAGCGGUGGAGAAGUGGCUUGUGCAGGUGGAGGAUAUGAUGCUGCGUAGUGUCAGGGAUGUAAUUAACCGAGCCAGACUGGCUUAUCCAGAGUCCAAGAGGAGUCAGUGGGUUUGUGACUGGCCUGGCCAGGUGGUGCUCUGUACCUCUCAAAUAUACUGGACCCUAGAAGUGCAUGAUGCUAUCCGGAGUGGAAUAAAUGGUCUGAAGAAUUACUAUGAUCAGCUGCAGAGCCAGCUGAAUGACAUUGUGGAGCUAGUCAGGGGAAAACUGCCCAAACAGACUCGUACUACCCUAGGAGCACUGGUCACUAUAGAUGUGCAUGCCCGUGAUGUUGUAAUGGAAAUGAUCCAGAAAGGUGUUUCUUGUGACACAGACUUCCAAUGGUUAGCACAGCUACGUUACUACUGGAAAGAUGAAAAUGUCCGUGUCUGUAUCAUAAAUUGUGAUGUCAAAUAUGCUUAUGAGUAUUUGGGAAAUUCGCCUCGUUUGGUCAUCACACCUUUAACAGACCGAUGCUACCGAACUUUGAUUGGAGCAUUUUAUCUGAAUUUAGGUGGGGCUCCUGAAGGCCCUGCAGGAACAGGAAAGACGGAGACCACUAAAGACUUGGCCAAAGCCCUUGCUGUGCAGUGUGUAGUGUUCAACUGCUCUGAUGGACUUGACUACCUAGCCAUGGGGAAAUUCUUUAAAGGACUGGCAUCCUCGGGGGCAUGGGCAUGCUUUGAUGAGUUUAACCGUAUAGAGCUGGAGGUGCUUUCUGUGGUGGCACAGCAGAUCUUAUGCAUUCAGAGAGCCAUUGAGAUGAAGUUGGAGGUUUUUGAUUUUGAGGGUACAGAGCUUCGCCUCAAUCCCAACUGCUUUGUAGCCAUCACCAUGAACCCUGGAUAUGCAGGAAGAUCAGAGCUUCCUGAUAACCUGAAAGUUUUGUUUAGAACAGUGGCAAUGAUGGUACCCAACUAUGCUCUGAUCGCAGAGAUCUCCCUUUAUUCUUAUGGCUUCUUGAAUGCCAAACCACUUUCAGUGAAGAUAGUAAUGACCUACAGGUUGUGUUCUGAGCAGUUGUCCUCCCAGUUCCACUACGAUUAUGGAAUGAGAGCUGUCAAAGCAGUACUUGUGGCAGCAGGGAACCUCAAACUCAAAUUUCCAAAUGAAAAUGAAGAUAUUCUUCUUCUACGGUCCAUCAAGGAUGUGAAUGAGCCCAAGUUUCUCUCCCAUGAUAUCCCUCUCUUUAAUGGAAUUACCAGUGACCUCUUCCCUGGAGUUUCUCUGCCCAUGGCCGACUAUCAGCUCAUUCUCGCUUGUGCUCAUGAAUGCUGUAUAAAGCACAAUGUCCAGCCUGUGGACAUUUUCCUGGAUAAAAUUAUACAGACUUAUGAGAUGAUGAUUGUACGCCACGGGUUCAUGCUUGUUGGUGAACCUUUUGCUGGCAAAACCAAAGUGCUCCAUGUUUUAGCUGACACCCUCACACUUAUGAAUGAGAGGGGCUACAAUGAAGAGGAGAAAGUCCAAUAUCUCACCGUCAACCCUAAAGCCAUUACAAUGGGCCAGCUUUUUGGUCAGUUUGACCCAGUGUCUCAUGAGUGGACUGAUGGGAUUGUGGCAAAUACAUUUCGGGAGUUUGCCUCAGCCGAGACCCCAGACAGGAAGUGGGUGGUGUUUGAUGGACCAAUUGACACACUUUGGAUUGAGAGCAUGAACACUGUAUUGGAUGACAAUAAAAAGUUGUGCCUCAUGAGUGGAGAAAUUAUCCAGAUGUCUAAUCAAAUGAGUCUGAUUUUUGAGGCAAUGGACCUAUCACAGGCUUCACCAGCCACAGUGAGCCGUUGUGGAAUGAUCUAUAUGGAGCCGUCUCAGCUGGGAUGGCCUCCUCUGGUGUCAUCCUGGUUAAAAACUCUACCCCAGCCUCUUCAGACCCCAGAGAAUUCCACGCUGCUGCUGGAGCUGUUUAAUUGGCUGAUCCCCCCAGCACAAAGGAUGUUAAGAAAAAACUGUAAGGAAGUUGUCUCCACCAGUAACAGUAAUACAGUUGUGUCUCUUACACGACUCUUUGAAAUGCUUCUUACGGAACCUGUAAAUGAAGAGCCUGGAAACAAGAAUAUUCGUACAUGGGUUAUGGCUGCCUUUGCCUUUUCUUUGGUGUGGUCUGUUGGUGGAAGCUGUGAUGGUGACAGUCGUGAAAGAUUUGAUAAGUUUCUGAGGGAAAUCAUAAUGGGAAAAUCAGACCAGCACCCAAUCCCUGCCUCUGUCUCAAAAUGGGAAUGCCCUUUCGAUGAGAAGGGUCUCGUUUAUGACUAUUCUUAUGAGUUCAAAGGGAAAGGCCGUUGGAUUCAUUGGAAUGAAUCAAUAAAGAAUGUCACGCUAGGGGACAAGAACACCAAAGUGCAAGACAUCAUUGUCCCUACAAUUGAUACAGUGCGCUACACCUACCUAAUGGACCGCUGUAUUAAUUAUGGAAUGCCUCUUCUUUUUGUUGGCCCCACUGGCACUGGAAAGUCUGUUUAUGUGAAGGAGAAACUGAUGAACAGCCUAGACAAGGACCACUACCUUCCAUUCUUUAUUAACUUUUCAGCUCGCACUAGUGCUAACCAGACUCAGAACUUAAUUAUGUCCAGGCUGGAUAAGAGAAGAAAGGGAGUAUUUGGACCUCCGAUGGGAAAGAAAUGCAUUAUUUUUGUGGAUGAUGUGAACAUGCCAGCAAUGGAAGUGUUUGGUGCACAGCCUCCUAUUGAACUGCUUCGUCAGUAUUUUGACCAUGGGAAUUGGUAUGACCUAAAAGACACCUCCAAAAUCACUUUGGUUGAUCUGCAACUGAUCGCAGCUAUGGGUCCCCCUGGUGGUGGGAGGAAUGCGGUGACCCCUCGUUUCCUGCGUCACUUUAACAUUUGUAGCAUCAAUGCAUUCAGUGAUGACACCAUGUCACGAAUAUUCUCUAACGUGGUUACCUUUUACUUCCGUAACAAUGGUUUCCCACCUGACAGCUUCACCGUAGGCAACCAGAUAGUUUCUGCUACCUUGGAGGUUUAUAAAAAAGCAAUGCAAAACCUGCUUCCCACCCCUGCUAAAUCUCAUUACACGUUCAACCUGAGAGAUUUCUCACGUGUAGUACAGGGCUGCCUGCUACUAAAGAAGGAAUCUCUGGAGAGCAAGCACACCUUGAUUCACCUGUUUGUUCAUGAGGUGUUUAGAGUCUUCUACGAUCGCCUGGUGAAUGCUGAGGACCAAGCAUGGCUCUACAGACUAAUGAACACCAUUGUAAAAGAACAUUUUAAGGAAAACUUUGACACAGUCUUUGAGCACCUCAAAUCUGACAAAAAAUCUCUGUGUGAGGAGGACAUGAGGAGCUUGUUAUUUGGAGAUUACAUGACUCCUGAUGUGGAUCCCAGUGAGAGACUAUACGCAGAGGUUCCCAGCAUGGAGAGCUUCAGUCAGGUGGUGGAGUCCUGUCUGGCAGAGUACAAUCAGACACACAAGAACCGUAUGAACCUGGUCAUCUUUCGCUAUGUCCUAGAGCACUUGUCCAGGAUCAGCCGUGUGCUGAAGCAGCCUGGAGGAAAUGCUCUGCUGGUGGGAGUUGGUGGAAGUGGCCGUCAGUCCAUCACUAAACUGGCCACCUUCAUGGCUGGCAUGACUCUGUUCCAGCCUGAGAUUUCUAAGAACUAUGGCAUGAAUGAGUGGAGAGAUGACCUUAAGCUUUUGCUGAAGAGAGCAGGUGUGAAGGGCGAGAAGACAGUGUUCCUGCUUACGGAUGCUCAAAUAAAAGAGGAGGCCUUUUUAGAAGAUGUGGACAGUGUGUUAAACACCGGCGAGGUUCCAAACAUAUUUGCUGUGGAUGAGAAGCAAGAGAUAAUGGAGGCAGUGCGGCCCAUAGCCCAGGCUGGUAAUAAGAAUUUAGAGUUCAGUCCUCUGGCUCUGUUUGCCUACUUUGUAAACCGCUGCAGAGAGAACUUGCACAUAGUAGUGGCAUUCAGCCCUAUUGGAGAUGCCUUUAGAAACCGCCUGAGGCAAUUCCCAUCUCUUAUCAACUGCUGCACAAUCAAUUGGUUCCAGCCAUGGCCAGAAGAGGCAUUGGAACGAGUUGCCAACAAGUUUUUAGAGACUUUAGAGAUGAGUGACCAUGAACGGCUAGAAGUUAUGUUAAUCUGCAAGACUUUCCAUACUUCUGCUACUGAUCUGUCCAAAAGGUUUCUGUCUGAGCUUGGUCGCCAUAAUUAUGUGACUCCCACUUCCUACUUGGAGCUGAUAGCUGCAUUUCGGCUGCUACUUACUCAGAAACGGGACACUGUAAUGAAGGCAAAGAAGAGGUACACUAAUGGGCUAGACAAACUGGCUUUUGCUGAGUCUCAGGUGGGUGAAAUGAAGAAGGAGCUUGUAGAUCUUCAGCCCAAACUGGAACAGGCCAAGAUUGACAACACCAGUAUAAUGAAGGUGAUAGAGGUAGAGUCAGUGGAAGUGGAGGCUAAGAGUAAAGUUGUGCGUGUGGAUGAGGAGGCAGCUACUCAAAAGGCAAACGAAGCACAGGAUCUGAAGAAUGAGUGUGAGAGUGACCUUGCUGAGGCCAUCCCUGCUCUGGAGGCAGCUCUUUCUGCUCUUGAUACUCUGAAGCCCUCUGACAUUACAAUUGUAAAAUCUAUGAAAAACCCUCCAUCUGGAGUGAAGCUUGUGAUGGCAGCAGUGUGUGUAAUGAAGGAUAUUAAGCCUGAGAAAAUCAAUGACCCUGCAGGAACAGGAAAGAAGGUAGAAGACUAUUGGGGUCCAAGUAAGAAAUUGCUGGGUGACAUGAGUUUCCUCAGGGACCUGAAAGAAUAUGACAAGGACAACAUUCCUGCACCAGUCAUGCACAAAAUCCGUAGUGAGUAUAUGACCAACCCCGACUUUGACCCUACAAAAGUUGCCAAGGCUUCCUCUGCAGCUGAGGGUCUGUGCAAAUGGAUCACUUCUAUGGAGGUUUAUGACAGAGUGGCAAAGGUAGUGGCUCCUAAGAAGGCUAAUCUGGCUGUGGCACAGCAGUCACUGGCUGCUACUAUGGCCCUGCUGAAUCAAAAGAGAGCAGAACUGAAAGAAGUGGAGGACCGCUUGGCUUCCCUGCAGAAAACAUUUGAGGAGAAGACUGAAGAGAAGGCUCAGCUAGAAUUCCAGGUGGAUCUUUGUGCCCGCAAGCUGGAGAGAGCUGAAAAGCUCAUCGGGGGCUUAGGAGGAGAAAAGACCAGGUGGUCUAAAUCUGCAGAUGAACUUCAGAACACGUAUGAUAAUUUGACAGGGGACGUGCUGAUUUCUGCUGGUGUAAUUGCUUACCUCGGAGCCUUUACUGCUGGCUUCCGCCAGGAUUGCACCAGGGACUGGACUAAGCUCUGUAAGUCCAAGAAGAUCCCAUCCUCAGAUGACUUCUCUCUGAGUAAAACCCUUGGUGACCCUAUCAAGAUCAGGGCCUGGAACAUCUCUGGUCUACCCACUGAUAGUUUCUCCAUCGACAAUGGAGUCAUAGUGAGCAACUCCAGAAGAUGGCCUUUGAUGAUUGACCCACAGGGUCAGGCCAACAAAUGGGUGAAAAACUCAGAGAGAGAGAACAAUCUCACUGUGAUAAAACUCACUGAUGCAGACUAUAUGAGGACCCUGGAGAACUGCAUCCAGUUUGGAACUCCACUGCUGUUAGAGAAUGUGGGAGAAGAACUGGACCCCUCUAUAGAGCCCUUACUGCUCAAACAGAUAUUUAAACAAGGAGGCAUGGACUGCAUUAGGCUGGGGGAGAGUGUGAUUGAGUACUCCAGUGAUUUCCGGUUUUAUAUCACUACUAAGCUUAGAAACCCUCAUUAUCUCCCUGAGCUGGCUACCAAAGUGUCCCUGCUCAACUUCAUGAUCACUCCAGAGGGUCUGGAAGACCAGUUGCUGGGCAUUGUGGUGGCAAAAGAGAGGCCAGAGUUGGAAGAGGAGAGGAAUGCACUCAUUCUUCAAUCUGCUGCCAAUAAGAAGCAGCUGAAGGAAAUUGAGGACAAAAUCCUGGAGACUUUACAGUCCUCAGAGGGGAAUAUACUGGAGGACGAGACUGCUAUUCAGAUCCUAGACUCCGCAAAGAUAAUGUCUAAUGAGAUCUCCAAGAAACAGCAGAUCGCAGAGAAGACUGAAAUGAAAAUAGCAGAGUCUAGGGAAGGCUACAGAGCCAUUGCCAAGCACUCAUCCAUCCUGUUUUUCAGCAUUGCAGACCUGACCAACAUUGACCCCAUGUAUCAAUACUCACUUAGUUGGUUUGUCAACCUAUAUAUCAACUCCAUACAGGACAGUAACAAGUCAAAGAUUCUAGAGAAGAGACUGAGAUACCUGAUUGAUCACUUUACCUACAACCUAUACUGCAACGUGUGUCGCUCUCUCUUUGAGAAGGACAAACUGCUCUUCUCCUUCCUCCUCUGCUGCAAUCUGCUCUUGGCUAAGAAGGAGAUUAAGUACUCGGAGUUCAUGUUCCUGCUCACAGGUGGAGUGGGUCUACAGAAUGAUGUGCCCAAUCCUGAUCCCAGCUGGCUCCAAGAGAAGAGCUGGGAUGAGAUCUGUCGAGCCAGUGAACUACCUGGCCUACAGGGCCUCAGAGAGAGUGUCAUCAAGACACCUGAGAGCUUCCUGCCUAUUUAUGAUAGUAAGGAGCCUUAUAACACUCCGUUACCGAGCCCAUGGUGUGACAAACUUAAUGACUUUCAGAAAAUGAUCAUCUACCGCUGCCUCAGGCCAGAUAAAAUUGAACCAGCCAUUGCCAGUUAUGUGACUGACAAAUUGGGCAAAAAGUUUGUUGAACCACCGCCGUUUGAUCUAAGUAGGAGUUACAAUGAUUCUAAUUCGACCAUUCCACUGGUGUUUGUGCUCUCUCCUGGUGCAGACCCAAUGGCCAGUUUACUGAAGUUUGCAAAUGAUAAGAACAUGAGUGGUACAAAGUUCAAGUCAAUUUCUCUUGGACAGGGUCAGGGUCCUAUAGCUGUAAAGUUGAUUCAGUCUGCCAUGAAAGAAGGCACGUGGGUUUGCCUACAGAACUGUCACUUGGCUGUAUCUUGGAUGUCCACACUUGAGAAGAUCUGUGAAGACUUCAGCCCAGACACAUGCCACCCAGACUUCCGCCUCUGGCUCACCAGCUACCCCUCCCCCAUGUUCCCAGUGACCAUCCUGCAGAAUGGAGUAAAAAUGACAAAUGAGCCUCCCACAGGCCUAAGGCUGAAUCUGCUACAGUCCUACCUAUCAGACCCUAUCUCAGACCCUGAGUUCUUCUCAGCAUGUCCAAGCAAAGAACUUAUUUGGGAAAAGCUUCUGUAUGGGGUUUGCUUCUUCCAUGCCCUUGUUCAGGAAAGGAAGAAAUUUGGACCACUUGGUUGGAACAUUCCAUAUGGAUUUAAUGAAUCAGAUCUGCGUAUCAGCAUCAGGCAAUUGCAGCUCUUCGUGAAUGAGUAUGAGGAGGUUCCCUUUGAGGCCAUCACAUAUCUGACUGGAGAGUGUAACUAUGGUGGGCGGGUGACAGAUGACUGGGACCGCCGCCUCCUCCUGACCAUCUUGGCUGACUUCUACAAUAAGGACAUCAUCAAGAACCCCCGUUACAACUUCUCUCCUAGUGGAAAAUACUAUGCACCUCCAAAGUCCAUUUAUGAAGACUAUGUGGAGUUUAUCAAGAAUCUGCCCUUCACCCAGCAUCCAGAGGUGUUUGGUAUGCAUGAGAAUGUAGACAUCUCUAAAGACCUGCAACAGACCAAACUGCUGUUUGACUCCCUAAUCCUGACUCAGGGAGGUGGCUCAAAGGGAGGAGGAAGUUCUGGAGGUGACAGCAACCUGCUGGAUAUUGCUAGUGACAUCCUAUCUAAACUUCCAGAAAACUUUAACAUUGAGGCUGCCCUUGCCAAAUUCCCAGUGCGGUAUGAAGAGAGCAUGAACACGGUGCUUGUUCAGGAGAUGGAACGAUAUAAUAAUUUGUGCCAAACAAUUUGUGUGAGCCUGCAGAACCUGCUGAAGGCCAUUAAGGGGCUUGUCGUAAUGGAUGCAGAGCUGGAGGCAAUAGCAAGCAGCCUGCUUGUGGGAAAAGUGCCAGAGAAGUGGGCGAAGCGCUCCUACCCCAGUCUGAAGCCGCUGGGCAGCUACAUCACUGACUUACUUGCUAGGCUUAAAUUUCUGCGGGACUGGUAUGAGUCAACCAAGCCCAAUGUUUUCUGGCUGUCUGGAUUCUUCUUUACUCAAGCUUUCCUGACAGGAGCCAUGCAGAACUAUGCCAGGAAAUACUCGAUCCCCAUUGACCUCCUUGUAUUCGACUAUGAGGUUAUGGCAUUUGAUACCUCAACCACCUCCCCUGAAGAUGGAGUCUAUAUUCAUGGCCUUUUCCUGGAUGGAGCCAGAUGGGAUAAAAAAAAUGGUGUCUUAGCUGAACAGUACCCCAAAAUUCUGUUUGACGCAGUCCCCAUAAUAUGGAUAAAGCCGACAGAUAAGCGGAUUAUGACACAACCCAAGAACAUCUAUGUGUGUCCUCUCUAUAAGACCAGUGAGCGUAAGGGAACUUUGUCCACCACAGGUCACUCCACUAACUUUGUCAUCUCCAUGAUUCUACCCACAAGCAAGCACCCAGAGCACUGGAUUAAGAGAGGGGUGGCUAUGCUCUGCCAGCUUGACAGUUAAUGACAUAUCUUGUGACAUAUCUUGUGCAGUAUAAUGAAUUUUACAUAGGGGAUAACUUGUAAUAACCGCCUGCAUACUUUGUUUGGAAGACUUUACACUUUGCCUAAUGUAGAGAUGAAACGGUUACCGGUUUCACGAUAAACCAAGAUAAAAUUCCUUGACGGUUAGUAUUAAAGUGUCACAUUUAAUUAUCAGUAAAACUGUGUGCGAUUAUUGUGAUUUGUAAAACUUGUUGUAAAUGACGUCCACACACACCCAGCAUAAGUCUGACACAGUCGCAGCAUGCAACGUUGUUUUUUUUUAGUGUGAAAACGGACGCUACAAUUAAAAACUGAAUGAGUCUGAUCAAAUCGCCGUGAGCUGAAUGAGUCAGAGUCACAGCACAGAUCCGCAGGAGUCAGAUUUCAUUUAUCACUUGACAAAAGUGAGGCGAGCUGACUGACUGGAAGAUUGAGGUGAGCUGACUGACAGGAUUAGUGAGGCGAGCUGACUGACAGGAACAGUGAGGCGAGCUGACUGACAAGACGAUGGCAGUAGAUUUGGUUUAAUAUAAGCAAGUUUAUCAUUGUACUGUUUGUUGUUGUAGCGUUUUUCAUUAAGAAUAAUAAUGAACCCACCAUUCAAGCAAUUGCUGUUAAUUCAAAAGUGAAAUGCAUAGCCACAUGGGCAUUCCUAAGCUAUUUAAAAACGAGGGGGGAAAAAAGGGAAAAGUGCCAACGAAGUUCUGGCAAGCUCUGCAGACAGGGUUACCAUCUUCAAUUAAGUUUCCCUCAGCAUUUUAUAAAAUCCAAAAUAUGACCACACUUCGGAUUUGGUCCACUUGGAAGGUUGGGAAUUCUCCCGAGCGCUGUCAGUGCCUUCCGCCAUGUUCUCUAAUUGAACUAAAUGAUUUUUAUUACUAUAAAAAAAGCAAAACAACAGUGGGGGCAGCGCCGCGGUGGGCAAGUGAUGUAAUCGGUGUGUGGCCGAACACAAAUAUAAAACCUGUUUAAAUGAUUUCAGUGUGUGUAUCAGUAGAGCUGCACGAUUAUGGCCAAAAUGAUAAUCCCAAUUAUUUUGAUCAAUAUUGAGAUCUCGAUUAUUUAUUACGAUUUUUAAUUGAUUUUAGUGACAACAUAUUUUUAUUGCACUUUCACAUUUAUUUAGUUUUCUCAUGCCACAAUAUAACACAUAAGUUGGCAUGAGAAAACUUGAGCUAGUCAAUUAUGACAGAAUUUAGGAACAUAGUGUGAGCCGUGACAAAUUAAUUUACCUUCUGAUAAACUAAAUUUUAUAUUUUCAGUUAAUUUUACAGACUGUAUGCAAAAAACAACAACCGUUAACCUGUUCCACCUUCUAAACAAAUACAAUAAACAUCAAUGUUCAGUGUUUGAAGUCUGCUCCUCUUAAAUAUAUUUAAAGCUACACUAUUAGACAUUUUCCGCUGUCAUGGUUCUGGGCUGGAGUCAGUUCUCGAACCACUCUGUGUAUAUUGUGUAUAUAUCUGAAUAAUCUCAUAUAGGAACUGAUUGGGUGAGUUCAUUUACCCAUCAGAUGGGAAGCGCUUUAGUUUAAUGGUGUUAAAUUGUUUAGUUUAAUACUAUUAUUAAACUAAUAGUUUAGUUUAAUACUGAUGCGCCAAUCAGGAUUUUUUACAGCCGAUACCGAUCCAGAUACCAAUCUUUUUUUAGUUUAAACUUUAAUCAGGAGGUCUAUCAUAAACAGUUAAAUGUAAGCUCUCUGCUCAUGAUCACUGUUAAUUGAGUUAAAAUAAUAGCAAUGAGAUACUGCUGGUUAAUUGAUAAAUAAACAAGCAUAAAAAAAAAUAUUUUUAAAUAUCUUAAAAAUAAUAGAGA
Molecule: messenger RNA, 13914 nt
Organism: Ictalurus punctatus (channel catfish)
Lineage: Eukaryota; Metazoa; Chordata; Actinopteri; Siluriformes; Ictaluridae
Gene: dnah12
Product: dynein, axonemal, heavy chain 12
Exons: 74
Coding region: 179-12079 (3966 amino acids)
Biological process (GO): microtubule-based movement
Cellular component (GO): dynein complex
Molecular function (GO): dynein intermediate chain binding; ATP binding; dynein light intermediate chain binding
Source: RefSeq, a predicted model, not a curated record